AUGCCUUUUCGAGGUGAUUCGCAAUUGACAUCACUGGCCAACGAUCUGGACGGAUUUCAAAUACACAGUUCUGGAUCAAAGGCUGCCAUGAGGCCCGAGCGGAGGGCCUUGCAUGAUCAAUCAAAGCUGUGUGUCUCAUCUAAACGAUUGUCAUUGAACGUGCCUUUAGAUCCGCAAUUCAGCUCCAAGAUUCCCACGCGCUCGCCCUCAUCGAAGUCUCUCAAACUGAUAGACUCUCCACACGCAGAUAACUCAAGGCUACCUGUUGCCAAAAGAUACUACAGCGACUCCAAACACGCACACAGAAAAGCCUUCGCGAAUCCUCCGUCUGGACUACCAAGUUCAAAAUCGAUGCACCACAUCAGCUUGCACACUUCGUCUGCUCCGUCCUAUCUGAAUCCUACAUUGUCGUCAUUGAGCAGGUCGAGACACGAAAAGGAGAACGUUCCGUUGCAGAGAAGACAAAGCAUGAAACAGGCCCCAGCUCGAGGAAUGGUGUCGUCGUCGAGUGUUGCUGAUCUACAGAUUUUGAAAAAGCCAGAUAGAAAGCCAGGGAACAAUCGUCCUCAAAUUGCGCCUGCCCAUCGAAUUUCAUCCACUCCUUCUAGCAGGCUGCGACGCAGACGUAUUUCCUCGGAGGAAGAACUACACAAGCUGAUGGAGACCAGCUCGAGAUUUGCCAGCCAAUUCCGGCAAGUUUUGCAUUACGCCUUUCAAGGUCGCCAUGAGAAGCUACCACACAGUCCCCAAGAUUUGGCGACGGCGGACCCCGGCAUGUACCAGCAGCUGACUGUGUACGAACGAGGUGAAAUUCUGAGGAAGAGAGAAAUCUAUUUCACGGGAGAGAGAAGCGUCAAGGCCCGAGUUGACAGUCAAAAUUACAGCUGUAAUUUUGGUUUUGAUGACGUGAAGAAAGACUACAGGUGUGCUGUUGGAGACCAUAUCAAUUACCGCUACGAAAUUCUGGCGAAGCUUGGCAAGGGAUCCUUUGGUUCUGUCAUAUGCGCCAAGGACCACAAGACACAGCAGCUGGUGGCAAUCAAGAUAGUGAAAAACGAAAUGGACUGGUCUGUCCAGGCUAUGAGUGAGAUCAAGUGCAUGAAGAGCCUCAGCGGACGCUCGCCCAACAUAGUUCAGUAUUUUGAGCAUUUUCAUUUUAGAUCGCAUAUCUGCAUUGUCACAGAACUGCUUCUCAUCAACCUUUAUGAGCUCAUUGAAUUAUCAGGGUUUAGAGGGCUGAGCCUGGGAUUGUUGAAGAAGUUUGGAAAAAACAUUUUACAUGGGCUGCGAUUCAUCCAUGAGCAGAACCUCAUUCAUUGCGACAUGAAACCAGAGAACUUGAUGCUGGCUUACAAUCACCAGCUUGGGUUCCACGUCAAGGUGAUAGACUUUGGGUCUUCUUGCGAGCAGGGCCGCCCCACAUUCUCCUACUUGCAGUCUAGAUUCUACAGAGCGCCCGAAGUAUGUCUCGGAGCCAGGUAUGACCACAAGAUCGAUAUUUGGUCUUUUGGAGCAAUCAUGGCUGAACUAUAUACAGGGACCCCGAUCUUCUAUGCCAAAGACGAGUACGAGCUUGUUGACUUUUUUAUCUCCUACUUUGGUCCUCCUCCUAGGGGUUACAUUCUUGAACUUCGCACACAACUACUAAAGGAAGGGCCGAUCAUUAACUUAAACAGACCAUCUACAAACUCUGUCAAUUUCCGCACACUGUUGUGGAGAGCAUUCAACGAUGACGGAUCACUAAAUACGUCAUAUCUGCAUUCAAAGAAAAGUGGUUGCAAGUUCAAGCCGUCUUCUUGCAGCCUGUCUCGACAACUUGCUCGCUAUUGUACCGAGCCCGGCACUACGUUUGAGCACUUUGUUGAGAUGCUCAGUGGCUGCCUCACAUGGUCACAUCACCGGAGACUUGACUGCGAUAAGCUUCUUUCCGUGCAUUUUUAUCACUAA
This is a messenger RNA of Ogataea angusta, 1947 nucleotides long. RefSeq lists its product as uncharacterized. Bases 1 to 1947 code for a protein of 648 amino acids. Lineage: Eukaryota; Fungi; Ascomycota; Pichiomycetes; Pichiales; Pichiaceae. Gene Ontology annotation, biological process: peptidyl-threonine phosphorylation; peptidyl-serine phosphorylation. The transcript has a single exon. Gene Ontology annotation, molecular function: protein serine/threonine kinase activity; ATP binding. The record is from RefSeq and is a predicted model, not a curated record.